CUUUUCCAUUCUUGGUCAGAGUAAACAAAGUUUCUUUUUCUCAUGUUUAGGAGAGUUGAGUAGAGAGCCUCAAAAGAUGAGUUGGCUUCUAUCAAUACUUGCUAUCAUUCUCACAGUUAGUCAUCUUUCAGAGGCUAAACAUGUGAGAAAACUUCCAUCUGCAAUAGUUGUUGGCACUGUCUACUGCGAUACUUGUUUUCAAGAUAAUUUUGAUAAAAGCAGCCACUUCAUUUCAGGUGCAUCUGUGGCUGUAGAAUGCAAAUAUGGUAAAGCUUCAAAGCCAGUCUUCAGGGAAGAAGUGAAAACAAACAAGCAUGGAGAAUUCAAAGUUCACUUGCCUUUCUCUGUAAGCAAACAUGUCAAGAAAAUUGAAGGGUGUUCUGUUAAACUCAUAAGCAGCAGUGAGCCAUACUGCUCUGUGGCUUCUACAGCUACUUCAUCUUCACUCCAUCUCAAGUCAAGAAAGCAAGGAACACACAUUUUCUCAGCUGGGUUUUUCACCUUCAAGCCACUAAAGCAGCCAUUUCUCUGUAAUCAAAAGCCAAGCAUUAAAAACCCCAAGAAACCCUUUACUAAUGAUCUCAACAAAACGCCCUCUUUACAUUCAAACAAUCCUGAUUUGACAUUCCCCCCACCACUCAAAGAUCCAGAGCCUCCUAGUGGUGGUCUUCCUUCUUUUCCUGGACUCCCUUUGCUCCCACCAUUACCAAAUCUCCCUCCUUUACCACCUUUACCAAACCUCCCAGGAGUUUCACCUGUAAUUCCAGGAGACCAAAAGACAGAACCUAAGCCAAUUCAAACUUCACUAAACUCUCUUCAUGAACAAACCUAUAACAAAGAAACAAUCCCAAGUUUUUUCUUCCCACCAAAUCCAUUCCAGCCUCCACUUAUCCCAAACCCAUUCCAGCCACCUCCACUCAUUCCCAACCCAUUCCAACCACCUCCAGCUCCACUCUUCCCAAACCCAUUCCAACCCCCUCCAGCUCCUCUCAUCCCAAACCCAUUCCAGCCCCCUCCAACUCCAGCCCCACUCAUCCCAAACCCUUUCCAGCCCCCUCCAACUCCAACUCCAGCUCCACUUUUUCCUAACCCAUUUCAGCCCCCACCAGCACCAACUCCAAGGCCAUUGUUUCCUCCUUUCCCACCAAUAAAUGUACCAGGUUUUACUCCAUCACCACCACCUCCAUCACCACCACCUCCAUUGUUGCCAUUCCCUUUCCCUCCAUUCCCAUUCCCAUUCCCUACUCCUCCCAGCCCAAGAAAUCCACCUUCUUCCUCCUCCCCUUGACCGAACUAAAUAUGUAAAACCAUGUAUAAUUUCUUAUAAGCUUUUUCAUUUUUUUUUCACUUUUUUUAUUGUAAAUUUUAGUAAUGGUUUGUCGUGUAACUGCCAAGAACAAGUACUAUAGAGUUAAAACUUAUAAAAGUUUGUAGAAUGAAAUUACAUUAUUAAACUUGGAAUAAUGCUAUCAUUUGGAGGCUUGUGUUGUGUUUGUUUAACUCUUUUAUCUUUACCGUUAAUAAAAAUGAGCUGUUUCCCAUAAUGGAUUAAUGGGUUCCUCUCAGAAAUUUAA
Humulus lupulus (European hop) is the source of this 1574-nucleotide messenger RNA. RefSeq names its product vegetative cell wall protein gp1. The record is from RefSeq and is a predicted model, not a curated record. The coding region runs from base 77 to 1288 and encodes 403 amino acids. NCBI's taxonomy places the organism in Eukaryota, Viridiplantae, Streptophyta, Magnoliopsida, Rosales, Cannabaceae. The transcript is spliced from 2 exons.